Neltuma alba is the source of this 1664-nucleotide messenger RNA. Its product is annotated as anthocyanidin 3-O-glucosyltransferase 2-like. NCBI's taxonomy places the organism in Eukaryota, Viridiplantae, Streptophyta, Magnoliopsida, Fabales, Fabaceae. The transcript has a single exon. Gene Ontology annotation, molecular function: UDP-glucosyltransferase activity. The record is from RefSeq and is a predicted model, not a curated record. The coding region runs from base 119 to 1570 and encodes 483 amino acids.
AGCGACGUAGAUCUCGUUAACUAAUCUCUCAAUCCCUUUUUUCCUUUCUCAUAACUUCGUUACCUACAAGAUUGCUUUCGGCACCUUGAUUCAUCAUUCACCUGAAACACAUAUCAGGAUGAAGAAAUCGCAGCUGGUGUUUGUGCCUUUACCAAGCAGGGGUCACCUAGCGUCCACCGUCGAGUUCGCUAAGCUUCUCGUCAACCGCCAUGGAAAUCUUUCGGUCACCAUCCUCAUAAUCAAAGCACCGUAUGACCCCGCCGGCGAGGCCUACGCGCUCUCCCUCACCUCUUCCCUUUCCUUCCCAAAACAGCUCCAAUUCAUUCUCCUGCCUGAUCCGAACCACGACCCUAACUCUAAUCAGUCUCUUAAUCCAGCUUCCUUCAUCGAUUCUGUUGUUGAAAACCAGAAACUCAACGUCAGACAAGCUGUCUCCGCCCUCAUUUCAGGCCCCGACUCCCCUCGCCUCGCCGGAUUCGUGGUUGACAUGUACUGCUCCACCAUGAUUGACGUCGCCGACGAGUUCGGAGUUCCAACCGUGGGAUUCUUCACUGCGGGUGCUGCUUUCCUUGGGUACAUGCUUCACAUCCACACGCUUCGAGAACGAGAAAACGUCGAUACGACUGCGUUAAAUUUCAAGGACUCCGGAGCGCAGUUUGCCAUCCCGAGUUUCCAGAACCUUGUUCCGGCUAAUGUUUUUCCGGGCGCCGCCUUGGAUAAGGAGUGGGCGACAUUUUUCUACCUUCAUGCGUGCAGGUUAAAGAAAGCCAAGGGUAUUAUAGUAAAUACAUUUGAGGAGCUUGAAUCGCAUGCGGUUGGUUCAUUUCGUAAUGCGGAUUUUACCGUGUACCCAGUGGGGCCCAUUUUAAGCGUGGGGGAGACUGAGAGCGAGACGAUUCAAAGAGGGUCGGACGUUAUGGAAUGGCUCGAUGGUCAGCCUCCUCUGUCGGUUUUAUUCCUGUGCUUCGGUAGUAUGGGUUGUUUCGACGACGAUGAUCAAGUGAUAGAAAUCGCACGUUCUCUUGAAAGAAGUGGGGUCCACUUUGUGUGGUCUCUCCGCUUACAGAAGCCCACAUCGAAGCCUCUGGAAGCGCCCAGUGAUUGCUCCAACCCUAAAGACGUAUUACCGGAGGGAUUCUUAGAGCGAACGGCCAAGAGUGGAAAAGUGAUUGGGUGGGCCCCACAAGCCCAAAUCUUGGCCCAUAAAGCGGUGGGAGGUUUUGUGUCGCAUUGUGGGUGGAAUUCAAUACUGGAGAGCAUAUAUUAUGGAGUGCCCAUUGCUACGUGGCCACUUUACUCGGAGCAACAAUUGAAUGCAUUCGAGCUGGCGCGUGAGUUGAAACUGGGCGUGGAAAUCUCAUUGGAUUAUAGGAUGGAGUUUGGUGAUGUGAGCAAAUCGGGAGUGAUAAGUGCAGAGAGAAUAGAGAAAGGCAUAAAACAAGUUAUGGAGAGAGAAAGUGAAGUGAGGAAGAAAGUGAAGGAGAUGAGCGAGAUGAGUAAGAGGGCUUUAAUGGAGGGUGGCUCUUCCUAUUCUUAUUUAGGACGCUUCAUUCACGAUAUACUCAAUUGAGGUCGAAACUAGAGUUAUACUCGUGAUUCUUGUAAGCAUGGGAUGUGCUCCCAUAUGACUAUAUAUUUGUAUUUUGAAUAAAAUUUUGUUGUCU